This is a messenger RNA of Vespa crabro (European hornet), 4523 nucleotides long. RefSeq names its product THO complex subunit 1 (gene Hpr1). Gene Ontology annotation, biological process: signal transduction; regulation of DNA-templated transcription elongation; mRNA export from nucleus. The record is from RefSeq and is a predicted model, not a curated record. Gene Ontology annotation, molecular function: protein binding. Gene Ontology annotation, cellular component: THO complex part of transcription export complex. Bases 2437 to 4410 code for a protein of 657 amino acids. The transcript has 8 exons. NCBI's taxonomy places the organism in Eukaryota, Metazoa, Arthropoda, Insecta, Hymenoptera, Vespidae.
UUUUAUUAUUUAAAACCGCCAAAGUAGAUAACUUGGCGAAGGAAAUAAAAAAAGACACAAGAUACCUAGGGAUUAAUAAAUACAGAUGGCUGAGCGUGGACAUUUGCCAACAUGAAUGGAACUUUGGGAAUAGUACGCAGAACUGAUAUCACUGAAAUAGAAUAGAUAUUUUCAUCAUUUCCAAACUCACGAAAUAUGACAAGAAUUUUACAUUCAUCUUGAAUAGACUUAUGCUAUUGUAAAAAAAAGCGGACAUCCAUUCCACAUAAACAUUACACAAACCUAUGUGCCAACAUCAGAAAAAAAGUAUGAUGAAAAAGUCGAAAAACUUUAUACAUCCAUUGAGAGGACUGUUCGAAGAAUGAUAUAACUUUCAUCAUAGGAAACUUCAAUAGUUAAAAUUGGAUAAGAAAAAUGGAUGAAUAUUAUGAGAGACUAUGGAUUAAGGGAAUGCAACGAUAAAGACGACAAGCUCUAUCAAUUCUAUGAAGAGAUGGGAAUAAAGAUAGCUAACAUCUACUUCAAAUGUAUUGUAAUUAUCUAAAUGAUGAUACACAUAGAAAUUACCUCUUGAUUUCACCUCCGAAAAGGACAGUUUAGAUUAGGAAAUAAAUCGAAUACAUCCUAAUAAAUAAACAAUUCAAAAAUUGCGUCGAAAGAGUAACAAACUACUCGGACUUAGAUAUUGAAUCAAAUUAUAAUUGUUAAAUAUGUAAGAGCGCUAUAUAUCGAAAUUAUUUGAAGAUUGUAGAUCGGAAUCGUAUGAAAUUAACAAUCACGAGGAUCCCAAAAUUUUAAAUUGUAGUUCCCCUGUGCUAUUUUCAGUAAAAUGAAUUUCUUCAUUAAUCCUUCUCCGAUAAUGAUAUAAAUCUUGAAUUCUGUUAUAAAAUGGCAAAAUGUCAUAUUUGCUCCAUCUUGUUAUAUGGCGUAGAAGUGUGGACUCUUAAAAUAUGAAAAACGAAUCAUUUACACAAUACAUGCCUUUGAAAUGUAAAUACUCAGGAGAAUAUUUUGAAUAUAUUGGGUUGAAAGAAUAAUUUAAUGUUUUUAUUAGUUCUUCUUUAGAACUCAUAAAAAUCGGGAAUUAAGCGAAGGAAAAUAGUUUAUUUCAUGUAUAUACUGAAAGAGAAAAAAUACGAACUUCUACAACUAAUAAUCAAAGAAAAGAUUAAUGAUCGACGUGAUAUAGACAGAAAGCAAUUAUCCUGCCUCAGAAAUAUCCACGAGUGAACAGAAUACGAGAGGUUGAGUAUCUCUUCAGAAUAAUAGAAGAUAAAAUUGCAUUCGUGUCAAUAAUCAUCGAUGUCAGUUGUACGAGUAUUUAUAUUUGUUUAAACGUUAACUAAAUAUUAAAUAUGAGCAUAAAUACAAAAGAAUGUUUAAUUAAAAAUGAAAUUUAAAUGGCAUAAAUUAUAGAUGGGCAACUAAUAGAUUAUGGUCCACAUGUAACCUUUGCUUCUGUUUACUUAUUCAGUAAAGUAAAAGAAAACAAAUCUUCACUAUUUAAUACUGCCGUGCGUAGUGAAUUGCGCAAGUUUUAUUAUCAAAAGUAAUGGAAUGAUGAUUGUUGAACUUAAGUAGUGGGGAGAUCGAAUUGAUUGAUGAUGAGGCCAUGUGAUUCGCAACAAAAAAGUUGCUCACCUAUGAUUAAAUAUUAAAAGUAUAUCGCGAAUGGAUAAUGUCUUUAGAAAUUCAAACUAAGUAUACUAUUAAAUAAUUUUCAUAUUAUAAAACUUUAUUUUAUCUUGAAUAACAAUCAUUUUUGUUCUCUUUGUUUAUGAAUUUUAAUUUACAUAUGGUUAAUCCAUUUAAUAAUUGGGAUCAGAAAAAAGAAAAACGUGUUUUGUAACAUCAACUCUUCCUAAACAUUUUCUAAUACUAUUUAUAUUACCGGUGACUUAUGCGACGUCUGUCGGCUACGAUACGAAGUGCGACAGUAAUUUAAGGACGUCGUUAUGGAAGUAACAAAAUAUUCUUAUACAUCUUUUGAUAUCUGACAUAUAUGGUUUAUAAAUAAUACAGUAAUACAUUAUCUUUACUAUAUAUGCAUUCUUAAUUAUAUAAUAAAUAUUCUAUCAUAAAUAAUAUUAACGUAAUGGUUACUUAACAUAAGAUUUAAUGUAUAAUAAGUUGCAGUUACAUCGUAGGUUAAGUAUUUGUAUUAGGUUAAGUAUUAGGUUAUAUCACAAAACUCGACUCACUUGAUACAGUAUUAUCAGAUGAAGUUUUCUAUAAGUGACAGGAGAAGGCGCUUCAAUCAACUUAAACUAGUUAGAAUGAAACUCGUUUCUUCUUGUCGUGAUAUAAAUGAUAAUAUAAAAAUUUUUAUACAAAUGUAAUUUCUUUGUCUUUUCAUGAAGUGUUUUAUUGACAUAAAAAAAUAAAUAAAAGAAAGAAUUUUUUUAAUGGGAUAAAACUGUCAACACAUUGGGAAUAAUGGCGAUGUUUGAAGCAUUGAGAAAAGACUAUAGCGAUUAUUUACAACAAUGUUUCAAGAUAGCCGAUGUGAUUACAUUCCAAAAGAAAUGUAUCGAACAAUGUGCCAAUGAAAGUGAUCGGAAAGCUGCUGUAGAUCAAGCUCUUCGUGAUACAUUACUUACAAUAUUGAUAGAAGAUACACCUGAAAAUGUAGGAUCUCUUGAAUCUUACAUCACAUUUUGUAUCGAAUUAUGUAGAAAAGAUUUAGCAACUGUUACUAUGCCGGUCAUGUUGCUUGGAGAUAUAUUUGAUUCUAUGACAUUGGAUAAGUGUGAAAAACUCUUCACAUUCGUUGAAAAUAAUGUGGUUGUCUGGAAAGAGGAUCUCUUUUUUAGUCUUUGUAAAAAUAAUUUAUUACGAAUGUGCAAUGAUUUACUUAGACGUUUGUCUCGUUCUCAACAAACCGUAUUCUGUGGUAGAAUUCUAUUAUUUCUUGCAAAGUUCUUUCCAUUCUCUGAAAGAUCUGGACUUAACAUUGUUAGUGAAUUUAACUUAGAAAAUCUAACAGAAUUUGGCACUGAGAAAGCAGAAGAUGUUCUGGAACAAAUAACAAAAGAUGAAGAUAAGACUGAGAAUAAAAUACCUAUAGAUUAUAAUUUGUACAGAAAGUUUUGGGCUUUACAAGAUUUUUUCAGAAAUCCUAAUCAGUGCUAUAACAAAAUGUAUUGGAAAGUUUUCUCAGCGCAUGCAUCUAAUGUUUUGUCAGCAUUUUCUUCUUUUAAAUUGGAAGAGCAACGUAGUUAUCCAACUACAUGUAUAAGACUAGAUUCUACGAUGGAAGGUUCUCAUAAAGAAACGCAUUAUUUUGCAAAAUACCUUACUAAUCAGAAAUUGCUGGAAUUACAACUUUCUGAUUCAAAUUUUAGAAGAUACGUACUGUUGCAGUUUUUGAUACUUUUCCAGUAUUUGAAUAGCACCGUAAAAUUUAAAGCCGAGACGCACGAAUUGAAGCCAGAUCAAGUGGAAUGGGUUAAAGCUACAGCGGAACAAGUUUAUACCUUGUUGACAGAAACACCACCUGAUGGUCCAUCGUUUACCGAAACUGUGAAGAAUAUUUUAAAACGAGAAGAGCAUUGGAAUGCAUGGAAAAAUGAGGGUUGUCCACCUUUUAAAAGACCUGCGUCUGAAAGUACUACAGAAGCUGAUGAUGAUGCUAAGAAAGUUAAAAGAUCAAAACGAAGAAUUGGCGACGUUAUUAGAGAUGCUCAAGCUGUUGGGAAAUAUCACGUAGGAAAUCCAGAGCUUACUAAAUUAUGGAAUCUUUGUCCAAAUAAUUUGGAGGCAUGCAAGUCGAAAGAUAGAGAUUUUCUACCAUCAUUAGAGACAUAUUUUGAAGAAGCUAUAAUGCAAUUAGAUCCAAGCGCAAUGGUGGAAGAAGAAUAUAAAAAAGUAAAUGAUGGUAAUUUUGGAUGGAGAGCAUUGAGAUUAUUAGCUAGAAGAAGCCCACACUUUUUCGUUCAUGGAAAUAAUCCAAUAAAUAGACUUCCAGAGUAUCUGGAAACUAUGAUAAAAAAGAUUGCUAAAGAUCGACCACAAGCACAAUCCGAUGUAAAAGUUGAAGCAGAAGAUACUCCGCCACCAGAUUCGAACGAUCAGGAAUAUAGCGAAGAUGUUUUAAAGCAAGAAAGUGAACAAACGGAUAAUGAAAAUGUAGAAACAAAAGGAAGAGAAAGUAAAUUGAAUAAAGUUACACCCGAAAUGGUAGCAAAAUUAUCAGAAGUGCUCAAGGGGGAUUGGAAAAAAUUAGCAGCUAAGUUAGGUUAUACUAAUGACGAGAUUGUAUUUUUCCAAGGAAAACCAACUCCGUACGAACAGUGUAAAAGUAUGUUAGAAAUUUGGGCAGAAGAGGAUGAGGAUGCAUCUGUAGAAAAUUUGGCAUAUAUUCUUGAAGGACUAAAGUGUACAGAAGCAGUGGGUAUUUUAAAGACUUAAAAAGCAAUUUUUCAAUUUUCUAUAAAUGUGAAUAAAUCGUUAGUCGAAUAUAACAUUGUGAUGUAUAUAAUUACGAGUUAUUUAAUAAAUAAAUCAAUAAUUUUUAUCGUCUA